CAGCGGCGGUGAUGACGUCGCCUGCGCUAUGUGAAUGCGGCGCGCGAGCUCUGAUGAGGUUUGCGGAUGUUUCUGCGUGUGCACGCGCGUCGCUCAGCUGACAGACUCACAGCAAGGUUGCAGUAGCAGCAGCGGGCCGAGUGGGUGGACUGUCCCAGGCUAUCAUGGAUGACAGCUCCUCUCUGGGCAGAGUGAGCGGCUCAACUGAAUCUGUGUCAACCGUCACCAGUGAGGAGUUUGUACUUGUGCCGCCCACCGCUGGAGGUUCCCCCUCCAGCUCAGAGGGGAGGCCCAGACUCAAGAUGUCGUGGAAUGGAAGUGAGCAGUUGGAGCGGGCGAUGGAGGAGGUGUUAGAUGAUGUUGGUGAUGGACCAAAAGCUGCAGAAGAGAAAGAAAGUCCUAUAGCGCUCAGCUCUCAGAACAGACCGCCCAGCCCAACUCUGGACACAGCCCCCAAUGAAGUAUCAGCAGCUGUUUUGGAGAGUGUGACAGGACAUGAGGAAGAAGACAGUGUGCAGUUCAGUAAACUGUCCUAUCUCGGCUGCACCUGGGUGAAAGCCCCUCGUAACGAGACGGAGGCCCAGAAAGCCAUGGCUACCCUGCGGGCAGAGAGCCCCAACCCCAUCCCCAUCACCCUCCAUGUGCCCAACGGCCCAGACGGUUGUGUCCGGAUCGUCGACCAGGCCACAGGAACAGAAAUCGCAUCUUUUCCCAUCUACAAGGUGUUGUUCUGUGCACGAGGACACGAGGGAUCUGACGAGAGCGACUGCUUUUCCUUCACCGAGAGCUACCGCAGCUCAGAGGACUUUCAAAUCCACGUCUUCUCCUGCCAGAUCAAAGAGGCUGUUAGUCGCAUCCUCUAUAGCUUCUCAACGGCCUUCAAGCGAUCUUCAAAAGCUGCCACAGACAUGCAAGACUCAGUGUUGCCACUUUCCCCCGAUAGCGACGUCUUCACCUUCACCGUUUCUCUAGAAGUGAGAGAAGAUGACGGCAAAGGAAACUUCAGUCCAGUUCCCAAAGACAGAGAUAAAUAUUACUUCAAGCUGCGGCAGGGUGUACCUAAAAAAGUGUCUGUUACUGUCCAGCAGAUGUCCAACCAGGAGCUGGUAAUAGAGAGGUGCUUUGGGAUGCUGCUGAGUCCUGGUCAGAAAGUUCGUAACAGCGACAUGCACCUCCUCGACAUGGAGUCUAUGGGCAAGAGUGCCGAUGGGAAGGCGUAUGUGAUCACUGGCACCUGGAAUCCGAACACUCCGGCUUUCCAGCCACUGAACGAGGACACGCCGAAAGAUAAGCAGGUUUACAUGACUGUGGCAGUGGACCUUGUGGUGACUGAGGUUGUAGAACCUGUUCGGUUCCUUAUGGAGGCGCUAGUGCGGGUCUAUCCGGCUAAUGAGAGGUUCUGGUAUUUCAGCAGGAAGGCCUUCUCUGAAACGUUUUACCUCAAGCUCAAACAGGGCACUGUGAAGGGCAGCCAGGGAGAUGCCAUUUAUGAAGUGGUCAGCCUGCAGAAACACACAGAAUGUGCGGCUGGAACUCGUGGCCUCCUGCAGUCUUCCACGGAGGAAGAGGAACCAGAGGAAGAUAGCGACAGUGAGAUCUAUAGUGGGACAGGAGACGUAUCAAAGGACUGUCCCGAGAUGAUUCUGGAAUCCUGGGCAGGGAUCCUCAAGAGAUGGCAAGGAAACCUGUUGGUGCGACCAAAGGGUCUGUCUGCUCUGGUGAAGCCUGGGAUCCCAGAGGCCUUACGAGCUGAAGUAUGGCAGCUCCUGUCUGGCUGCCACAACGAUCAGGCUUUGCUAGAGCAAUACCGAAUCCUCAUCACCAAGGACUCUGCCCAGGAAGGCGUCAUCACCAGAGACAUCCAUCGCACCUUCCCUGCUCACGACUACUUCAAAGACUCGGGAGGCGAUGGCCAAGAUUCUCUAUACAAGAUCUGCAAGGCUUACUCUGUGUAUGAUGAGGAGAUUGGUUAUUGCCAAGGUCAAUCCUUUUUGGCCGCCGUAUUACUUUUACAUAUGCCCGAGGAGCAAGCUUUCUGCGUGCUGGUGAAGAUCAUGUACAACUAUGGUCUCCGAGAGCUCUACAAAAACAACUUUGAAGAUCUUCACUGCAAGUUCUACCAGCUGGAGCGUCUGCUGCAGGAGCAGUUGCCGGACCUUUGGUCUCGCUUCCAGGACCUGAACCUGGAAGCCCAUAUGUACGCGUCCCAGUGGUUCUUAACACUGUUUACCGCCAAGUUCCCUCUCUGCAUGGUCUUCCAUAUCACCGACCUGCUCCUGUGCGAGGGGUUGAACAUCAUCUUCAAUGUGGCGCUGGCUCUUCUGAAGACCUCCAAGGAAGAUCUGCUGCAGGCCGACUUUGAGGGUGCGCUGAAAUUUUUCCGGGUCCAGCUCCCGAAACGCUAUAGGGCGGCAGAGAAUGCCCGGCGCCUUAUGGAGCAGGCCUGCAAUAUCAAGGUGCCGACAAAGAAGCUGAAGAAGUUUGAGAAGGAGUAUCAGUCUCUGAAAGAGAGCCAGCUGCAGCAGGAAGACCCAAUAGACAGAUAUCAGUUCAGGACUGUGUAGCGGGCUGCACUGGAAACCACAGACGCUGUACGUCGCAGGGAAAGAGCUAAACACUCGCCAAACAUUCGCAUUGUAGAUUCUAGUUUUGUACACCAAAUAUUUUUAAUUUAUUUUUUGAGCAUUUAAAUGAAGGAAAAAGUGACAUAUUUUUUUAUUUAAGUGCCUUGUUUAUUUUUUUAUCAUACAUUUAAAAAAAAAGGCUGUCACAUAGCUUUUGUGUUUUUGUUGGCACAUUUAAGUCUCAUGUUUACAGUAACUCAAAUGUUUAAAAGGCAAAAAAACAUGCUUUUUUAUUUAAAUUGAUCGCAUUUAUUUGAAUGUAUUACUUUUUUAAGCUUAUAUUCUUCACAUGAAAAGAAAUAAUAUGUGUAAUCCUAA
Messenger RNA from Rhinichthys klamathensis goyatoka, 2942 nucleotides. It is a transcript of the gene rabgap1l, whose product is annotated as RAB GTPase activating protein 1-like. The record is from RefSeq and is a predicted model, not a curated record. NCBI's taxonomy places the organism in Eukaryota, Metazoa, Chordata, Actinopteri, Cypriniformes, Leuciscidae. Bases 165 to 2564 code for a protein of 799 amino acids. The transcript has 21 exons.